Musa acuminata AAA Group (dessert banana) is the source of this 2164-nucleotide messenger RNA. Its product is annotated as tRNA N(3)-methylcytidine methyltransferase trm141-like. Bases 58 to 1731 code for a protein of 557 amino acids. The record is from RefSeq and is a predicted model, not a curated record. Lineage: Eukaryota; Viridiplantae; Streptophyta; Magnoliopsida; Zingiberales; Musaceae. The transcript is spliced from 13 exons.
GGACCGACCAAACCAGAGCGGCAUUUUGGUUCUUGAGGAGUUCUCUUGGCGGCGACGAUGGCGGGGGACGCAGCGGCGAACCCCGUGGCAGCGGCGGAGGCCGCGGUGGCGGAGGGCGUGAAGAAGAUUCAGAUAUACUCGUCCUCAUCGUCGUCCUCGUCAGCUAGGCAAGUGACUCCUUUUUGGAAAGAGAAGUAUGAAAGGGAUGCCAAGAAAUACUGGGAUAUCUUCUACAAGCGACACCAAGACAGGUUCUUCAAGGACCGACAUUACUUGGACAAAGAAUGGGGCCACUAUUUCUUGGCUGAUAAGGAUGGCAAAAACCUUGUUGUUUUAGAGGUUGGUUGUGGAGCUGGAAACACAAUUUUUCCUUUGGUUGCAACAUAUCCAUAUAUCAUUGUUCAUGCCUGUGAUUUUUCGUCACGUGCCAUUGACUUAGUGAAGGGACACAAAGACUUCUCAGCCGAUCGCAUUAAUGCAUUUGUUUGUGAUCUCACAGUGCAAACCCUCAGUGAGAUAAUUGAACCUUCUUCUGUCGACAUUGUAACCAUGGUUUUUGUGUUGUCCGCAGUUUCUCCGGAGAAGAUGCCUUUGGUGCUACAUAAUAUAAGGAGAGUUCUUAAACCAAAUGGUCGUGUACUUUUCCGUGAUUACGCCACUGGUGACCUUGCGCAGGAAAGGCUCACUUGCAAAGAGCAGCAGAUUAGUGAGAACUUCUAUGUCAGAGGUGAUGGAACACGUGCUUAUUACUUUUCCAAAAAAUUCUUGGCAAAUCUCUUUAUGCAAAAUGGGUUUAGUGUCGAGGAAGUUAGCAUCUGCAGUAAACAAGUUGAGAAUCGCUCGUUGGAAAUAGUGAUGAAUAGGCGUUGGAUUCAAGCCGUCUUCUGCAACAGAUCUUUGGUCCAAAUGCAUGAAAACAUGUCGAUCACCGAGAAAUUUUUGAACAAUUACGAUGAUACAGAAGUUGACGUAUCUGACAGUAUUGCUGACAUGUUUGGCAUGUCACCACCUGCUGAUGAGGUUAUCAAGAUUGAAGUGAAAGACUACAGCUUUAAGAUAAAAGCACUUGCUAAAGAAUAUCAACAUACCUGCAAAUCUACUGGACUUAUGAUAUGGGAAUCAGCUCAUCUAAUGAGCAACUUAUUGGCAGAAAACCCUUCAAUUGUUGCAGGAAAGAAGAUGUUGGAAUUGGGUUGUGGCUCUGCUGGUAUCUGCUCAAUGAUUGCUGCUCAGUUGGCAGAGGUGGUGGUCUCUACUGAUGGAGAUACAGAAGCUCUUAGCCUUCUAAGAGAGAAUAUCAUAUCAAACUUAGAAACAAGUUUGCUUAAUAAAAUUGUGGUUAAGAGGUUACUCUGGGGAAAUACCGAGGACAUCAAAGCCAUCAAGGAUCUUUGUGGACAUAGUGGAGGUUUUGAGAUUAUCAUAGGGACUGAUGUAACUUACAAUUAUGAUGCUAUUUCACCUCUGUUUGAGACAGCAAGAGAGCUGAUAAGCAACCGGGAAAAUGGGAAUUGCAAGCCAGCCCUUGUAUUAUGCCACAUUCAAAGAAGAGUUGAUGAAAGCUCAAUAAUUUCCACUGCAUUGCACUUUGGUUUUGAGCUUGUCGAUAGGUGGGUUAAUGGAAUGCAUUCGAGUCAUGGUGGUAUCAUCAACUCUUGGUUCGUCGAAGGUGCUGGUUACAUGAGUUUCUUCAAGAAUACGCCACUGGCUAUCUUGUAUUUUCAUGCCUGAGAAACACUCUCUUGCAUGCAUUACAUAGUCUUUCGUCAGUGAGAUUCACUUGACGGAGUAGGAGCAUCGUGGAAGUAAUUGUGCUCAGUAUUGGCCUAUAUGAAGCUAAAUUCUGACUUCAAUCAUUGUUGAUCUGCAAAUCGCCAUUGUGGACUUGCAUGAAGCCAAUUCUGUGUUUUGCACGAGAGAAGUUAGUUUUGAGAUAGCUGAAUGUUCAGGUUUAUAGAACUAUUUCUACUAUUCCUUUUAACUUUCUCUGUGCUUUGGAAGUUUGUUUUGAGUUCCAAAAUGACAAAUGCUGGCCUUGCAAAACAGUUUCUGUUUGUAAAAUGUCGGAUGAAACUUUGGUAAGUUUAAUUUACCACCAUCAGAUUAAUAUUUUAGUUGUGAAAAAUCGAUCAACAUCAAUGAAAUUUUAUGAAUAAUUUUCAAA